Molecule: messenger RNA, 2884 nt
Organism: Dromaius novaehollandiae (emu)
Lineage: Eukaryota; Metazoa; Chordata; Aves; Casuariiformes; Dromaiidae
Gene: MTCH1
Product: mitochondrial carrier 1
Exons: 12
Coding region: 59-1156 (365 amino acids)
Biological process (GO): positive regulation of apoptotic process
Cellular component (GO): mitochondrion; membrane
Source: RefSeq, a predicted model, not a curated record
UGGCUCCGCCCCGCGGCGCGGUGACGUAGAGGCGGCGCAGGCGCAGGCGCGGCGGGCCAUGGCGGGCGCAGCAGCGCUGCCGCUGCCCCCGGCGGCGCGGGCGCCCCCUGGCGGCGGCGGGGACACGGGGGCGGUGUCGGCCGGGGUGGGCCGCGCCGAGGGCGGCGAGGGGCUGUUCGUGGCGCUGGGCGCGGGGCUCGCCGCCCUCAGCCACCCGCUGCUCUACGUCAAGCUGCUCGUCCAGGUCGGGCACGAGCCACUACCUCCAACUGUUGGGAGAAAUGUGCUGGGAAGAAAAGUACUGUACCUGCCUGGCUUCUUCACUUACGCCAGACACAUUGUGGAAGUGGAUGGGAAAAAAGGCCUCUUCCGCGGUCUUACUCCUCGGCUCAUCUCAAGCACUUUAUCCACCAUCACCAGGGGGAGUGUGAAGAAGGCCUUUCCACUGGAGGACAUGGAGCACGUUUCUAACAAGGAUGACGUGAAGACCUCCCUUAGGAAAGUGGUGAAAGAGACAUCCCAUGAGAUGAUGAUGCAGUGCGCAUCCCGGGUUGUCUCACACCCCCUGCACGUGAUCUCUAUGCGCUGCAUGGUCCAGUUCGUAGGCCGGGAAGUCAAAUACAGCGGUGUGUUCAGCGCCAUUGGCAGGAUAUUUAAGGAAGAAGGGAUCCUGGGAUUCUUCGUCGGUUUAGUCCCUCACAUCCUGGGGGAUGUCAUCUUCCUCUGGUGCUGCAACCUCUUGGCUCACUUCAUCAACACAUACGCAGUGGACGAUAACGGUCUCGGAGGGAUGUCAUGCAAUGACUGUGACAGCCUGCUCUCAGCUGCCUCCUCCACAAUCCCUUUGGUUUCUGUCUUUCCAGUUCAGCCAGGCAUCGGUGAUCCGGAGCUACACGAAGUUCGUGAUGGGGAUUGCUGUGAGUAUGCUGACAUACCCCUUCCUUCUCGUGGGAGAUCUCAUGGCAGUGAACAACUGUGGGUUGCGUGCUGGCCUCCCUCCCUACGCUCCUGCCUUCACAUCCUGGAUCCACUGCUGGAGGUACCUCAGGGCUCAGGGCCAGCUGUUCCGUGGCUCCAGCCUGCUCUUCCGCAGAGCGCCUGCACAAGUGGCCUGCUUCCCCAUCGAUUAACUCCCCCAGCUUGCGGGGAGAGGUGAUGAACUCGGACUCCUCAAGAAACCCCAAGCUUGUUUUGAUAUAUGCAUUUUUUUCUUUUCAAUCCCAAGUCCACAGUACCAGAAGAAGCCACCUCCUCUCCAGCAAGGCCAGUGAUAAACUGACCUGCAGAGAGCUGGCUUCAGACUCCAGCUGGGCCAAAGCCCCUUCUUCACAGCUAACUCGACCGUGAUGUGUUAGCAGAGAAAGCAGAAGGGAGUCGGCCCUUUGGUCCAGGCUGUUGGUCUGGAGUUACUGGAGCAGCCUGUUUUGAAGUGGAAAAUGCCCAGGUACUAAACAAACCAGCCCCGAGGCAUUUGCUGAGACCCAGCGCAGGGACAAAACACUGCUUCGUCCUGCCCAAGCUGAGAAGAGGCAAAAGAUCCAAGGUUGCCUUGCCGGGAAAGCCACGCUAACACGUCUCCCAUCUCAUCCCUUCUGGGCAAGCGUUUGUGAGUCUGCUAGCUCAUUCUGGGCAAGAUGAACCCUGGGACCUAUAUCUAAAGGUUUUGUGAGUACUUGAGCACUAGGGAACGCACCACCUCCUGUGGGCAUGAAAGGGAAAUAAUAAUAUUGAAACAGAUAAGGGAAACAGCAUCCCAAAGAGGCAGAUAAAAUUUGUCUCCAGGACGGUGUUGGAACUUGAAAAAAACAGCAGCACUCAGGGAGGGAUGUGCAGUGCACACGGUUACUGCUCUGGGAAAGCCUUUUGCAGUGGUCUGAUUCAGUGGGAUCAGCUGUAUUUAAGAUAACACCUGUGGUGCUCAGUCCUGCUGGGUAUAACCUGGACAAGCAGAGUGUACACAUCCCUAAGCGUGAGGCAGGUCUGAGCAUCAUCACCACUUCACCUGAUGGACAAGGAGCUGUGCAAUACUGUGCUGGGCUGCUGCGUGGUAUUUUCCUGCUGAAAGGCAGGAAACGAGGGCUCACCUUGCAACGUGGACAGCAGGUCUGUUACUGUCUGGAGUAGAGGAGUAGACCUUUAGCUGGCCAAAGACCUGAGACACCAGGGUUGGGGGCUCUUCACUUGAAGAUGCUCAGGUGUGGUUGGGCCUUUGUGCAGCAGAGCCUGCCUGCGACAGCAGGGCAGGAUUUAUCCUCAGCUCUCCAGACAGCAUUUUUUUUGCACCAGCCUGUGCUGUUUCUACAGCCAGGCAGACUUCCCCCAUUUUGGUUCCCCCCUCUUACUCUACAAAGCAGUCUUUUGCAUCCAGUUCAGCAUGUUGCUGUACUUCCCUGUCACAGGACCCAGGAAGAGCUUUUGGGGGGCUGAGAGCAGGUUCCCACAUGCUGCUAACACACACUAAUGUCCUGACCAGCAGCCCCAGGGUAUUUCCCAGGUGUUUCUCCUGUGCCCUGGGUGACUUCAGUUCUCAAUACCUGCAGGGAUUUGAGAGGUAGCUGGGGUCACAUCCCAUGCCUGUCCUUCGGGGACCCAGCCUGCUGUCGCACAGGGGCUUUGCUCCAACAGAUGGGCUUGAUCUGCACCUCCAGGCCAGGGCCUGUGGGACACAGUGACAGGGUUUGUGCGUGCUGGGACCAGCGGUCCUGAGCCCAGCUCCCUUCAGUGUCAUGCAGUCAGUCCACUCCUUCCUUCCUCCUCAGCCUUCCUUUAAUACAGCUUAUGUUACAGUCACACAAGUAAAAUAAUGCAUGGUCCUAUUCCGUAACAUGAGAGAUUAUUUCAAAGAGGAUUUAACUAUGCUCUGAAAUACAGCUAUAAAAACUUC